CACAAGUGAACGACUGACUGAAUCAUAUGUUCGACUUCGGAUUUGUAAUCAUUAUCAUUUCUACACUUAGCCGACUUCGGAAAUUUUUUUAUCAAAAUUUUACCAAUAAAAUAAUGUGAAAUUUUAAAGGUGAAAAAUGAAGGAUGUGGACGAGUGUUUUUUAAGUAAAUUGAAAACGUUUGAUGGCGUUGUCCUAUCCGAUGACGCUUCUUCUUCUGGACUAUGUAGUAACGUAAAUUUUUACAUAGAUAAUAAGGAAAACUUUGCGGAUUUUUUAAAACACCUAAAAAGAGAUGGCUACGAGUUCAGCAAGAGAAAUUCUCGCUGUUUGGAAGGUUCUGUGCAAACUGAAAUAAAUGCAUUAGAUGUAAAAAUCCCAUACUUUGAUCAUCCUUUCGUAAAAGUUCAAACCUCCUACUAUGAAUGCAGUCACGGUGCGAAGUAUUUUAAAUCAAAAAAUGAUAAUGUGCAACAUCAAGAUCAUCCGGUUUGUAAAAAAAAGAAAAGAUUCCGAAUUCAAGACACGAAAAAAAUGAACUGCCCUGUUGUUAUGAAAGUGACUCGAAUUGUAUAUUUCCCCAAAGUUGAAUUGAAAAAAGAUGUUAGCUCUUUUAAAAGGAAAAAAACCAAGAUGAUGAACGAAGUACGUAGAGUAUUGCAACUGUCCGGUGAUAAAAAUGGUGAACUGGAGGGUAAAGAACGGUAUUACUGCACGUUUUCGUUGCCAAGCAAUCACAAUCAUCCGAUAAUGACCGCUUAUUUGAAUCAAAAAUUGGACCCUUCCAUCCAAGAAGAGAUUAAAAAACUUGUCGAAAAUGGUAUAACAAAUACGUACUUCGUGAAAGCUGCCCUGAAGAAGUUUGUAUCUGAAAUGCCAAAUGGAAAUAGCAUACCUCGGAUGUCUAAAGCGUUCUACCCAUCCAUUAAAAUCAUUUCCAAUUACAUCGCUAAAUUUACGUUGGAAAAUCGAGUAAGCAACAUCGAUCAAGUUGCAUUGCUAUCAAAAGUGAAUAAAUGGGAAAAGAACAAGUCCUGCAGUAUUUUCUACCGUCCGCAUGAUACUGAGAAUGAUUUUUUACUUUGCUAUCAAACUACAUGGCAGAAACAACUAUUGAAAACGUUCGGUGGAAUCACUCUUCUAGAUGCAACUUACAAAACUGUGAAAUAUGCCCUGCCAAUGUUUUGUAUUGCUGUCAAAACGAAUGUAAAUUAUUGUAUCGUCGGAAUGUUUAUCACGCUCUCGGAAUCUUCUGAGAAAAUAAAGGAGGCUCUCGAAAUAUUUAAAUCAUGGAACCCAGAUUGGAAUCCAGAAUAUUUUGUAGUCGAUUAUUCGGAAGCGGAAAUUAAUGCUAUAAAAUCGGCAUUUGGAUGCUACAUUUACCUAUGUGACUUCCACCGAGAACAGUCCUGGGGAAGAUGGACAAAAAAACGUGAUAAUUUAGAUUAUGCUUCCGAUGAAGAUGAAAUUAUGGCGAUUUUUAGAGCAUUUGCGAACUGCAAAAGUAAGUCAGAAUUUGAGGAGAAAAUUGAAGAUCUCAAAUCUAAUGACGUGUUUAUUCGAAACCCAAAAGCACUUCGUUACUUCGAAAAUACCUGGUUGCCUGUCAAAGAAAUGUGGAUAAGGUGCUUUUUUCCUGAUGAAUUUGUAUUUAAAAUUUCCACGAAUAAUGGGAUCGAAUCGCAAUUUAAAAUGCUAAAAUACGGAUACCUAAAAGUUCGUAAUGUAAACACCUUAAGCGAGUUAAUGACGUUAAUGAUUGAAGAAGUUUUCUACGAUUUGCUGAAUAAAUACACCCAAAAGAACUCGUCGCUUUAUCAUGGUUAUAAACUGUAUAACAAAGAGAUUCCUCAUUUUCUUCAAAACCGUCCGAAGCCAUUUAUCAAACACGUCUGUAAACGAUAUGACACUGCUGAAGAGUACUCUUAUGAUUCAAUUCUCUUUGAAGGUGGAAAAUUGAAAGUUCGUAGCAAAACGAAUCCUCUUACUCUUUAUGAAGUAGAUUUUACCAAACCAUCUUGUAAUUGUGAAGAUUUUUGGCGAUACCGGCUUCCAUGUGUACAUUUCUGUGCAGCUUUUCUAUACUUACCGCAUCUGCUCUCUUUUGAAGAUUUGCCUGAAACGUAUCGAAACUCUCCAUACAUCACGAUCAAUAAGGAUUUCAACCUAUUUGAAAAUCAACCACAAUGCGAUUGGAAUGCUGAAGCUCAUUCGAAUUACCAGUCUAUUGAAUGUUGUACUAAUACUGCAGAACUUGGCUCGGAUAACAUGACGAAGAAUACAAAUGUGUUCGUUGAAGAAGUUUCCUCAGUUAAUGUGAAUGAGAAAAACCAAGCUCAAGACGAUGUUGAAAAUAAAAAGAAAGAAAAAAAAAUUCGUAAUAUCCGAGAAAUCUGUAAAAUGUUGAUCGAUAAGACAUAUAACAUGAGUUAUGAACAUGAUAAAGUUCAAGUAAUUGAAACGUUGCUUCAAGAAGUUGAUGUAAAAAUGAACGAGUUACAAUCCUUUGAAUUUUUACCUCUACGAAGUAUUGAAAACAAGAAAAGAGGACCAGGAUCACAGCUGCGAGACCUACCUAAACGAAAACGAUUGAAGAAAACCAAAGCUGCCGGUGAAAAUGAUGCUAGUGCUAUUGCAAUGAAUCUAGUUAUGGAGGAAGCUACACCAGUGCUGAUUGAAAGCACUUUAAUCGAUAAUAUAUUAGUCUAAUCCGCAAUAUGUUAGUCUUGUCUCUUAUAAGUUGAAACGUUAUAUUUUUUAGUUACUCAACUCUAGUAAUAGACAUCAAACAAACUAUUUUAUUAUACUCACUUAUUAUAGGUACCUUAAGAUUUAAGAAUGAUUAAUUCUAAUCGUUACCUCGAAUUUUUGUACCUUUUAUUAUUUUUAGGUAUACUUCUGUUUCGUUUUUCAUUUAUGAUAAUUUAAGUCUACCUAUUUUGUUACUUUCGUUUAUGAUUAUUGAAAAUUCAAGUCUUGUAAUUUUCAUUAUUGGUGCCGAAGAAUGAUUAUUUCUAAUCGUUACCUCGAAUUUUUGUACCUUUUAUUAUUUUUAGGUAUACUUCUGUUUCGUUUUUCAUUUAUGAUAAUUUAAGUCUACCUAUUUCGUUACUUUCGUUUAUGAUUAUUGAAAAUUCAAGUCUUGUAAUUUUCAUUAUUGGUGCCGAAGAAUGAUUAUUUCUAAUCGUUACCUCGAAUUUUUGUACCUUUUAUUAUUUUUAGGUAUACUUCUGUUUCGUUUUUCAUUUAUGGUUAUUUUAGUCUACCUAUUUCGUUACUUUCGUUUAUAAUUAUUGAAAAUUCAAGUCUUGUAAUUUUCAUUAUUGGUGCCGAAAAAUGAUUAAUUCUAAUCAUUACCUCGAAUUUUUGUACCUUUUAUUAUUUUUAGGUAUACUUCUGUUUCAUUUUUCGUUUAUGAUAAUUUUAGUCUAUUUCGUUACUUUUGUUUAUGAUUAUUGAAAAUUUAAGUCUUGUAAUUUUCAUUAUUGGUGCCGUAGUGUUACCUAAAGACCUAAGACCUAAACUUUCAAGUGUUUGAUUUUCCAAGUCAUUAUUAUUAUUAUUAUAUUGGCAGUUAUGUACUUUUAUUUUUAUUAAAGAACUGUCAGAAGUAAAUAAACGCAAUUGUUCAUGAUAUUUCAAAUUUUUAUCAAUUUGGGUACUUUCAUAAAGAAAAAAAUACGUGAACUCUUCUCUAUUCAUUGAAAUAAAAAACAACAACUCAUAUGUUCGAAGUGCGAAGAAAAAAGAACGAAUCUGCACUGAUUCUUCAUAGGCAUGUUCCAUGAACGUGGUGAGUAUAGACCAUCUCUUUUAUCAUGUACCGCCCUUUUUAUAGGUAGGUAUUCGUAUGGGUUUUUAAUCCAAUUAGUUAUUCAUGUAACUUAUUCAUGAAAUAUAGUAUUUUUUAAUUGUU
This is a messenger RNA of Planococcus citri (citrus mealybug), 3914 nucleotides long. RefSeq lists its product as uncharacterized. The coding region runs from base 137 to 2707 and encodes 856 amino acids. Gene Ontology annotation, molecular function: zinc ion binding; DNA-binding transcription factor activity. The transcript has 4 exons. NCBI's taxonomy places the organism in Eukaryota, Metazoa, Arthropoda, Insecta, Hemiptera, Pseudococcidae. The record is from RefSeq and is a predicted model, not a curated record.